Molecule: messenger RNA, 888 nt
Organism: Auanema sp. JU1783
Lineage: Eukaryota; Metazoa; Nematoda; Chromadorea; Rhabditida; Rhabditidae
Source: the annotation of a GenBank genome assembly
AUGAAUGAAAGAAAGCCCUUUGAAGGUUUAACUUCGGCGUAUGAUAUCGUGAAUGAAGUUGAAAGAAAAAAAAGGAAAACUGAUUCAGCUGAAGAAUCGGUUAGCAAAGUAACACGUAUAGACAAGAAAGAAACUAAAGAAGACAUUCAAGGAGAUAAUGGAAAACCUUUCAGAGGAGGCAUAUCACGGUUGAGGUCUUUGGAUGCGUACUCAAGACACAAGGAAAUUAUAAAUUUGUAUUAUUUGAACAAUAAAGGAGCUUUGGAUAAGUUCAAACGGGAUACUUCAAACGACAGAACAGAUUAUGAUGUCUUAAAGGAUAAUCACAAGUUCCUUUGGGACGCUGAUGACGAGAAAAGAACAGCUACGAGUUGGGAAGCUCGUAUGGCCAAGAAGUAUUAUGACAAACUGUUCAAAGAAUACUGUAUAGUGGAUUUGACACUCUACCAGAAAAAUAAGGUCGGCAUGAGAUGGAGAGUGGAAAAAGAGGUUUUGAAUGGAAAGGGACAAUUUAUUUGUGGGAAUAAGAAGUGUGAGUCACGAGACGAUUUAACUAGUUGGGAAGUGAAUUUUGCUUAUGUCGAACAAAAAGAGCGGAAGAACGCUUUGGUGAAAGUACGACUCUGUCCAAGUUGCUCUGAAAAGCUGAACUACGGAAGCCAGAAGACCAAAUAUGUUAAGAAGAAGAAGUCCAAGCGUUCCAAAGCGCAGAGUUCAGAGUCGACAGAAGGAACAUCUCAUGUGGAGGUGAAGCAAGAAGUGGACGAUGAGCCUAAAACGUCUAAAAAUACGAAGGCCGAUGAGAUUUGGUUGAAACCAAUUGUCGCUGAAGCUGAUCGAACAGUAGAAGAUGAUAUUGAUGAUUUCCUGGAUGAUUUAUUUGAUUAA